CUGGCGCGCCGGCUCGCGUCCAGCCCAGUCGAGCUUGUCCCCGUCCCCCCAGGCGCAAAAACAAAGCUUCAACUCAUGUCAGUGGUCCCUGCCUAGGUUUUCAGGUUUCUCCGUAGGUGAGAAGGACCCUCAUUCCCCCCCGAUUUUUUCUUUCCCUCCAGGGUUGAUUCUCUGAGAUAAUUAUUCGAUCGCGACCGACAGCGGACCGAUACCAACACCAACACUAACACUAGCAUAGGAUUGACUGUCGUUCCCUUAGGCGCGUCUCCUCAUCUCCUCCCCGCCUCCUGUCUUUUGACUGGUUGGCUUACCUUGUCUCUCUCUCUCUUAUCGAAUCUGCCUUUUGUUUUGAUUUUCUAUUUCUGAUUUCUCCUCACACCCCCUCACCUCCCACCCUUUUAUCACCCAGACUUCUCUCCCCAUGACAACAAUGCCAGUCAAGAAGCGCAAGUCCGAAGGCGCACCUGCGGCCGAAGAAAGCAAUUCCCCAAAACGAGCUGCUAUCCCUGAUCCAGCUACAGGAGAGAAAAGGAAGAGAGGUCGUCCUCGCAAGUACCCUGAAGGAAGUGGCCCCAAGCCUUCCCCGGGUCCUAAAAGGGGCCGGGGCCGUCCUCGCAAGGACCCGUCUGCCAAAGAUACUCCCACGAAACCGAGUACUCCCAAGGAGGGCAAGCGGCCAGUCGGAAGGCCUAGGAAAUAUCCCGCUCAGAAUGGGGCAGACACCCCAACAAACAGAACCACGCAACCGAAGUCAGAUUCUGCAGAUGCCAAGGGUGAAGAUGAGGCGGAUGAUGAUGAUUCCAGCCGCUCAUAUUGGUUGAUGAAAGCAGAGCCCGAGUCGCGCUUAGAAAAGGGCGUGGAUGUUAAGUUCUCCAUUGACGACUUGGCCUCGCGUAGCAAGCCGGAACCCUGGGAUGGUGUACGGAACCCUGCUGCAAGGAACCACAUGAGAGAGAUGAAGAAGGGCGACUACGCUUUCUUUUACCACUCGAACUGCAAAGUGCCCGGAGUUGCGGGCUAUAUGGAGAUCGUACAAGAGCAUACACCAGACGAGUCUGCAUUUGACCCUGCACACCCAUACUACGACGAGAAAUCUUCUCGAGAAGACCCCAAAUGGGAUGCGGUCCACGUCGAGUUCCGACGCAAGUUCCAGAACUUCGUCUCGUUGAACGACCUCAAAGCUCACGCGAAGGCGGGAGAUCCGCUCGAGGAUCUUCAGGUCCUAAAACAAUCCCGACUCAGUGUUUCCCGCGUUACCAAGAAGGAAUGGGACUUCAUACUAGGGUUAGCCAAGGAAAAGGAGGAGGAGUCAUCGGAGGCAGAGAGCGCAGAAGAAACCAGCGAGUAGAGGAAGAUACGAAAUCUCUUUUUUCACUUUGAUGUCAUUCCAUAUUUCUUUUCCAGUUCCUCCAAAGCGACUCUGGAAUGAGUCAUAAAGCUCGCUGUGAGCGUCUUUGUUUCCUUGUGUACAAUGAACGGGUUCUUGUCUAUUUUGAGGUGUUCCAAUAAUGUGAAUGGUCUUUUCAAUGAUCACCUGCUGCUCACGGGUCAAGAUUUGGGACGAGACGCUAUCGACUGCUAGACUGUGAUUCUCCGGCCUUGCCUGGUACAGGCUUCCUUCUCAGCAUAGCUGUGUCAUUCCCACCAUGACUGUAGACGAUCUAUAGACCAGGACAUUGUAUGCGUUGGCAGGAAGAUACUACGAGGUAGUACUAGAAUGGGAUCG
Messenger RNA from Aspergillus pseudonomiae, 1726 nucleotides. Its product is annotated as PUA-like domain-containing protein. Lineage: Eukaryota; Fungi; Ascomycota; Eurotiomycetes; Eurotiales; Aspergillaceae. Gene Ontology annotation, cellular component: nucleus; chromatin. The record is from RefSeq and is a predicted model, not a curated record. The transcript has 6 exons. Gene Ontology annotation, molecular function: DNA binding. Gene Ontology annotation, biological process: regulation of DNA-templated transcription. The coding region runs from base 422 to 1348 and encodes 308 amino acids.